Pyrus x bretschneideri (Chinese white pear) is the source of this 3040-nucleotide messenger RNA. Its product is annotated as putative potassium transporter 12. Gene Ontology annotation, molecular function: potassium ion transmembrane transporter activity. The transcript is spliced from 9 exons. Gene Ontology annotation, biological process: potassium ion transmembrane transport. The coding region runs from base 288 to 2822 and encodes 844 amino acids. Gene Ontology annotation, cellular component: membrane. NCBI's taxonomy places the organism in Eukaryota, Viridiplantae, Streptophyta, Magnoliopsida, Rosales, Rosaceae. The record is from RefSeq and is a predicted model, not a curated record.
CCAAUAGAGAUUAUCCAGAAUCCAUCUACUCAUUUGGCUGAAAAGCCGAACCAAGAUAAAAGAAUGGUUUGUUGUCAUCAUGUCACUAAUGUACGUUUCGGUACUCGAACCCUCUGUCGCUGUACUCAUCACUCCUCACUGCUCACUCCUCGCUCCUCCGCCAGGCUCAAACCUCGGCAGGCACGACUAGUAACCCACAACAAAUCAUUCAAUUUCCUGACCAAUUACUGAAGCUAGAGUAAAAAGAUUGGAUUUUUGCAUGUGGGUUCUGAAGGACUUGUGCAAAAAUGGCAGAAGAAGAUGGGAUUGUGGAGAGGGGUGAGAGAUUGGCAGGAGGAUGUUGGAGUGGGGUCGGGAGUGACUGGCGGUGGGUGGAUGGGAGCGAGGUGGACUCGGAGUCGCCGGCCUGGUCGUUGCUUUCUGAGAAUGGAGGAGGCGAAGGUGGAGAAGGGUAUGGAGGAUCUCUCAGGAGGAGGCUUGGGAAGAAGCCCGAUAGAGUUGAUUCUCUUGAUGUGGAAGCCAUGGAGAUUGCUGGUGCUGGUGGCCAGGAUCAUUCUGUUUGGAGCACUCUUCUGUUAGGAUUCCAGACUCUUGGUGUGGUCUACGGUAACGUGGGAACGAGCCCUUUAUAUGUCUUUGCUGAUGUGUUCGGCAGGGUGCCCGUCGAAUCAGAUGUUGAUGUCUUGGGAGCUUUGUCACUUGUGAUGUACACAAUUGCGCUUAUACCUUUAGCAAAAUAUGUUUUCGUAGUUCUCAAAGCCAAUGAUAAUGGAGAAGGAGGAACAUUUGCAUUGUACUCACUGAUAUGCAGGUAUGCAAAUGUUAAUAUGCUGCCAAAUCGUCAGCCAGCUGAUGAACACAUCUCAAAUUAUAGGCUCAAAUUGCCCACUCCACAGUUGAAAAGGGCUUUGCAGAUAAAAGAAACUUUAGAAAAGAAAUCACUCUUGAAAACUAUCCUCUUGUUGUUCGUUUUGAUGGGAACGUCAAUGGUUAUAGGAGAUGGUAUUCUAACCCCAGCAAUAUCAGUGAUGUCUGCUGUGAGUGGCCUGCAAGGUGAAGUGCCAGGUUUUGGUACAAAUGCUGUGGUUAUUCUUUCGAUUGUAAUUCUCCUACUAUUGUUCACCAUACAGCAGUUUGGGACUGGUAAAGUGGGUGUCAUGUUUUCUCCAAUACUUGCCUUGUGGUUUUUCAGCCUGGCAUCAAUUGGAAUCUACAAUUUAGUGAAGUAUGACAUUACCGUCCUGAGGGCAUUCAAUCCUGCUUAUAUUUAUUUUUUCUUCAAGAAGAACGAUAAGGAAGCAUGGUACGCUCUUGGUGGUUGUGUUCUGUGCAUAACAGGAGCCGAAGCUAUGUUUGCUGAUCUAGGACAUUUCUCUGUGCGAGCCAUUCAGGUUGCCUUCAGUUUUGUGGUGUUCCCCUGCCUUCUCUUAGCUUACAUGGGCCAAGCUGCCUAUCUGAUGAAACAUACAGAUUCAUCGGCUAGAAUAUUCUAUGAUUCUGUGCCAGAUAGUCUUUUCUGGCCAGUCUUUGUGGUAGCUACCCUUGCUGCAAUGAUUGCUAGCCAAGCGAUGAUAUCUGCUACAUUUUCAUGUGUUAAGCAAUCAAUGGCUCUCGGAUGCUUCCCAAGGCUAAAGAUAGUUCACACCUCAAAGAGGCGAAUGGGCCAAAUUUACAUCCCUAUUAUCAAUUGGUUUUUAAUGAUCAUGUGCAUAGUUGUAGUUUCCAUCUUUCAAAGCACCACAGAGAUUGCCAAUGCAUAUGGAAUAGCUGAAGUCGGUGUCAUGAUGGUGAGCACAACCUUGGUGACACUUGUAAUGCUUCUCAUUUGGCAGACCAACUUGUUUCUGGCUUUAUGUUUCCCGCUUGUAUUUGGAUCAAUAGAGUUUAUCUACUUGUGUGCGGUUUUAUCAAAAAUCAAAGAGGGUGGCUGGCUGCCUCUUGCCUUCGCCUCUUGCUUCCUCUGUGUGAUGUACACUUGGAACUAUGGGAGUGUGUUGAAGUACCGAAGCGAGGUCAGGGAGAAGUUAUCCAUGGACUCCGUGACCGAUCUUGGCUCCACACUAGGGACUGUGAGAGUCCCGGGAAUUGGAUUGCUGUAUAGUGAGCUUGUCCAAGGCAUCCCAUCCAUUUUUGUGCAAUUCCUUCUUAGCCUUCCAGCUAUCCACUCCACUAUAGUUUUUGUCUGCAUUAAGUAUGUCCCUGUCCCAGUGGUUCCUCAGGAACAAAGGUUUCUGUUUCGAAGAGUUUGCCCAAAAGACUACCAUAUGUUCCGCUGUGUAGCCCGAUACGGUUACAAGGAUAUCCGGAAGGAAGAUCACCAUUCAUUUGAACAACUUCUUGUUGAAAGCCUGGAGAAGUUUCUGAGGAUGGAAGCUCACGAGAUUGCCUUGGAGAGCAAUUUAAAUGACUCAGACUUUGACAAUGAUUCUUCCAGCUCAAGGGAUUCGGGAGUCCCAGGAAGCGAUGAGAUUGAGGAACUCAGGAUUCCAUUGAUGCGCAACGGAAGAUCACAAGGGGUAGGAGGAAGUUCAACCUUUGAAGAAACUGCUGCCGCUGCAACAUUGCCGUCCAGUGUGAUGUCAUCGGAUGAAGACCCGAGUCUGGAGUAUGAGCUCUCUGCACUUCAAGAAGCAAUGGACUCAGGAUUUACGUAUUUGCUAGCGCACGGAGAUGUGAGGGCAAAGAAGAAAUCGUUUUUCUUCAAGAAGCUAGUCAUAAACUACUUCUAUGCAUUCUUGAGGAGGAACAGCAGAGCAAGUCCUGCAAAUAUGAGUGUGCCUCACAUGAACAUCAUGCGAGUGGGAAUGACUUACAUGGUCUGAUUUAUUUAUUUUCACUUGCAGAAUUUAUCUCAUUUUAUUCAGAUUAAUCUGCUGCAUAUUGCAACCUCUAUGCGAGACACUGUAACAGAAUUAUUACAUCAUAAACAUGUAACUACGACGCUCAGGUGACGAUAUCUCAAACUGACUCAUCACACCAUAUGUGGUUUCACGUGAUUUGUUUGCGAUACCGCCACCUUAACGUGCCAGUUGAAAGUGAA